This is a messenger RNA of Paramuricea clavata, 1645 nucleotides long. NCBI's taxonomy places the organism in Eukaryota, Metazoa, Cnidaria, Anthozoa, Malacalcyonacea, Plexauridae. The record is from the annotation of a GenBank genome assembly.
AUGGCGGCUAUAACAAGGUUAGUGAAUUAACAAUAAACCCUUUCAAGAAGUAUUGAUAACAAGCAAAACUUUUAAAACAAAAAAAAUAUAUAUUUUUUAAACAAAACUUUUUUAUUUCAUCGCGAUAUUUUUGAUUGAUAACAAGCAAACCUUUUUUGGUAAAAUAGAUCUAUUAAUGUGCAGCAACAUCUAUUUUUUAUCAGGAAUGACUAUAACGAAAUUCUUACAGUCAUGUUUAAUGAUAGUAGUGAAUCAGAUUCGAGCAGUAGCGAUGAAAAUGAUCUUGAUUUGGUACUGAUUGAUUACAUGUUUCCAAAUAAAAAGCCAAAUGUUCCUUUGUUAAACUUGGAAGACCUUAGCGACUGGCAAUGCGAAAAAAUGUUUAGGCAAGUAUUUCAACUAUUUUUUUAUGAACUUGUAUUCUUGAAAAGAGAACCGACCCAGGGCCAUGAGGAUAGUUUUUAAUAAGAAUUAUAAACAAAUUAAUUUUUCUUCAUGCCAACUUAGAUUUCAUAAGGAUGACAUGCAUCGCCUGCUUUCUGCCUUGAAUAUUCCCUCACACUAUAUUUGCAAUCAACGCACUAAAGCAUCUGGAGUAGAAGCUUUAAUGAUUUUACUUAGAAGGCUAGUUUAUCCAAACAGAUGGUGCGAUUUAGUGGACGUUUUUGGAAGAAGUGAAUCUCAAUUGAGUUUAAUUUCUAACAAGGUACUGUACACAUGUCAUAUUAAAGUUUCAAGUAAUGAUACCGAUUUUACUCAUUAAACCAAUAAUAAAAUGCAUUCUUUUAGAUUUUGGACGAUCUUCAUGAUCGAUUCCGCUAUCUGUUAGAUUCCUUAGACCUAAUUUGGUUUGAUCCCGAGCGCUUUUCUAAUGCAAUUCACAAUAAAGGAGCACCUCUGACUCAGUGCUUUGGGUUUAUUGAUGGCACAGUUAGACCAAUCGCUCGUCCUACCCGAAAUCAGCAAAUAAUGUUUAGUGGACACAAAAGAACUCACUGCAUUAAAUUUCAGGUAUUCGUCAAUUAGAGAUGAUUAUUAGAUUUGUGCAAAUGCGUCAUUUGCUUUGAUUUAGUGCAUGUGGUCACUGAGACUUUAUUAAGAAAUAGGCUAUUAGAUGAUAAAAAAUCAUACUAGUCGUUGUUCAAGCUAAAAAUGCACUUUUGUCCUUAUUAUUCAGUCAGUCCAUGCACCCAAUGGUCUUAUUUUGAACAUGUUUGGACCCAUAGAAGGACGAAGGCACGACGCUUUUAUGCUUGGUGUGAGUGGUAUAAUGGACAAGUUGAGAAGGAUUCAACAACCAAAUGGAGAGCCUUACGUUAUAUAUGGUGAUCCAGCGUAUGGUGUUACUGACAACAUACUGGCUCCAUUCCGUGGUGUCGAUUUAACGGUGGCCCAAAAGGAGUUUAAUAAACGUAUGAGUAAAGUCCGUGUGAGUGUUGAAUGGGGGUUUGGCAAAAUUGCUCAGUAUUUUGCCUUUUUGGACUUCAAGAAAAAUCAGAAAAUCUUACUUCAACCUAUUGCAAAGUAUUAUUUGGUUGGAAGUCUUUUGAUAAACUGUCACACCUGUUUAUAUGGAUCACAAACUAGUUCAUACUUUGAUGUUCAGCCUCCAUCCCUGGAAACCUAUUUGUCAAAUCACUUAUAA